Molecule: messenger RNA, 2802 nt
Organism: Boleophthalmus pectinirostris (great blue-spotted mudskipper)
Lineage: Eukaryota; Metazoa; Chordata; Actinopteri; Gobiiformes; Gobiidae
Product: sodium/calcium exchanger 1-like
Exons: 9
Coding region: 211-2802 (863 amino acids)
Biological process (GO): sodium ion transmembrane transport; cell communication; calcium ion import across plasma membrane
Cellular component (GO): axon; sarcolemma; postsynapse
Molecular function (GO): calcium:sodium antiporter activity
Source: RefSeq, a predicted model, not a curated record
CUUCUCCUCUUCGUCUCGUCUCAGUUCCCGCUCUCGGCUGCAGGCGGCGCUCGUCCCUCCAACGGCACCUCCUCCAACGCCACCAAACCCAAAUGCGGCGGGAACACGGACUGUAUCGAAGGUGUCAUUUUACCCAUCUGGAAACCGGUCGACCCCGUUUUACCCGAGCGAAUCGCCAGGGCUACGAUAUACUUUUUGGCGCUCGCGUACAUGUUUCUCGGCGUUUCCAUCAUCGCGGAUCGGUUCAUGGCGUCGAUCGAGGUCAUAACGUCGCAAGAACGCCAGAUUACGAUCAAGAAACCCAACGGCGAGAAAAUCACGACGACGGUGCGGAUUUGGAACGAGACGGUUUCCAAUUUGACGCUGAUGGCUCUGGGUUCGUCCGCUCCGGAAAUUCUUUUAUCGGUGGUGGAAGUUUGCGGGCACGAUUUCAGCGCCGGAGAGCUCGGUCCGAACACGAUCGUCGGAAGCGCCGCGUUUAACAUGUUCGUCAUUAUAGGUCUUUGCGUUUCCGUUAUCCCCGAUGGCGAAAUCAGAAAAGUGAAACAUUUGCGCGUGUUUUUCGUCACAGCCACGUGGAGCGUUUUCGCCUACACGUGGCUGUAUCUGAUUUUGGCGGUUUUCAGUCCCGGCGUUGUUGAAAUCUGGGAAGGGUUGCUCACGUUGUUCUUUUUUCCUCUUUGCGUCGGUUUUGCGUACGUGGCCGAUCGGCGUUUGCUUUUUUACAAAUACGUCUACAAGCGGUAUCGCGCCGGUAAACAAAAAGGCAUGAUCAUCGAGACGGAAGGCGAGCCCGACGUGCCUCUGAAAUCCGACGUGGAAAUGCUGAAAGCGAACGGGGAGGAACUGGAGACGUACUUCGAGUGGGACGAGGAAGAAUCGCGCAAAGAAGUGGCGGCUAUUUUGAAGGAGCUCAAACAGAAACACCCGGAGAAAGAUUUAGAACAGCUGACCGAGCUCGCCAACUACCAAGUCCUAAACCAACAGCAGAAGAGCAGAGCGUUUUACCGAUGCCAGGCGACGCGGAUCAUGACGGGAGCGGGGAAUAUUUUGAAGAAACACGCGGCGGAACAAGCCAAACGCGCCACCAGCCAAUUCGAAUUCUCCUCUGAAGCGUUGGCGAAUUAUACGAAGGUUUAUUUCGACCCGGGUUCGUAUCAGUGUUUGGAAAACUGUGGCAGCGUCGCGUUGAACAUCGUGCGUCAGGGCGGCGAUUUGACGCAAAGAAUUUACGUGAAUUACCAAACGGAAGACGGUACAGCAAACGCCGGUUCUGAUUACACGUCGACGGAAGGUACGAUUGUUUUCGAACCGGGCGAAACCGAAAAGGAAAUCCGCAUCGAGAUCAUCGACGACGACAUUUUUGAAGAAGACGAACACUUUUUGGUGCAUCUGAGCAACGUCCGCGUGGAAAGCAAAGACGUGAGCGCCGUGGUGGGGCUGGGGUUGCCCUGCACGGCGACGGUUACGAUUUUCGACGACGAUCACGCGGGUAUUUUUACGUUCGAGGACGCCGGGGUGACUGUGAGCGAGAGUGUGGGCGUGAUGGAGGUGAGGGUGCUGAGGACCUGCGGAGCGCGCGGAGCUGUGGCCAUACCGUUCAAAACCAUCGAAGGGACGGCCAAAGGAGGAGGAGAGGACUUCGAGGACACGCACGGAGUCCUGGAGUUUGACAACAACGAGAUAGUUAAGUCCUUUCAGAUAAACAUAAUCGACGACGACCAGUACGAGAAGAACAAGAACUUCUUUGUGGAGAUGGGCGAGCCGCGCCUCCUGGAGAUGAGUGAGAGGAAAGCUGUUUUGCUCCAUGAGACAGGCGGAUACGUCAAAACAGGUAAAGAAAUCUACAGGAAAGUCCAGGGACGAGACAACCCCACCAUCAACAUCACAGUCCUGGUCCAGUCCUGGUUCAGUCUUGGUUUUGUUGCAGAUUCGGAGGAUUUCUCUCUGAAGGAGCAGGAGGAGAUGAGAAUCGCUGAAAUGGGUCGUCCGACUUUGGGGGAACACACUCGUCUGGAGGUGACCAUCGAAGAGUCCUACGAGUUUAAGAGCACGGUGGAUAAACUGUUAAAAAAAACAAACUUGGCUCUGGUCAUCGGCACCAACAGCUGGAGGCAGCAGUUUGUGGAGGCCAUCACCGUCAGCGCAGGCGACGACGACGACGACGACGACGGUGGCUCCGAGCGCCCGCCCUCCUGCUGCGAUUACCUCAUGCACUUCCUCACGGUGCUGUGGAAGCUGGUGUUCGCCCUCGUGCCGCCGACGGACUACCUGAGCGGGUGGCCGUGCUUCUGCGUGUCCAUCUGCGGCAUCGGCCUCCUCACGGCGUUCAUCGGGGACCUGGCCUCGCACUUCGGCUGCACCGUGGGGCUCAAGGACUCCGUGACCGCCGUGGUGUUCGUGGCUCUGGGGACGUCCGUGCCAGACACGUUUGCGAGUAAAGUGGCGGCGAUCCAGGACCAGUACGCAGACGCCUCCAUCGGGAACGUGACGGGCUCCAACGCGGUGAACGUGUUCCUGGGCAUCGGCGUGGCGUGGUCCAUCGCCGCCGUCGUUCACUGGUGGAGGGGCGAGAAGUUCGAGGUGGACCCCGGCACCCUGGCCUUCUCCGUCACGCUCUUCACCAUCUUCGCAUUCGUCUGCAUCGCGGUGCUCAUCUACAGGCGCAGGCCCUCCAUCGGCGGGGAGCUGGGCGGUCCCCGGGGGCCCAAAAUCCUGACCACGACCUUGUUUUUCAGCCUGUGGCUCAUGUACAUUGUGUUCUCGUCCCUGGAGGCCUACUGCCACGUGGAGGGCUUCUGA